AUGGAGGAGCGACUACGGGCCCAGGUGCCGACUGUGGCAGCUGCCUUUCGGGACUCCUGUCAACUCGCCAGCGACAGUCUGUUCGAAGCUCCCGGCUUCGCCAUGCCCGCGACGCCGCGUGAUGGCCAGCAUCCGGGGCAGUACAUAAAAUACAGUCAGGUCGAGUCUUUCCUGGCGAUGGCGGAGCAGGCGCUGCGGGCGCGUGACCGGGCUGUGGAUGCUCUUCGGGACGAAACCGCUGCCCUGAUGUCGGACUUGGACAAUGUCCGGGGAGAGAAGAGCAAGGUGGAGGUGGCAGAGUCUGUGGCGGUUGAGGAGGCCCAGCAGUUGUCGAGCCUGGUGCAGCAGCUGCACGCCGAGAAGGCCGCCAUGCAGGCGGCGAUGCAGAAGCUGCAGCGAGAAUCGCAGUACCUGACGGACGAGAACGCCCUGCUCCGAAACCAGUUGACCAUGGCCAUGAAUGAGCAAGCCAGCGGCGACAUGGACCAGAACGUCAGUCCCCUGGGUCCACACACCGCCCUGAUCGCCCACCUGACCGACACGCUGAGCGUGGAGCAGGAUCGGGCGACCCAGGUGGACAACGAGAACAUGCUGCUCCGGGCGCGGGUGGCCGCCCUGGAGAAGGCCGGCCUGGCCCAGCAGAGCGCGCUGGUCAGCUGCAUCGAGGAGGGGGAGCGCAGCCUGCUGGCCAGUGGGCGCCGCGCGUCCCUGUCGCCCCAGGCCGUCCUCUCGCCCUCGCACUGGCGCAGCGAGAACACGGAGGAGGACGGCGCCGGGUCGGAGGCGGAGAGCUCCUCGGGCGGCGGCGGGGGGUUCAGCACGCCCGUGGCGCGCCGCCUCGGCACUGGGUUCGGGCCUCUGUCCCCUCGGGCCUCCCUGCAGGCCCAGGCCUCGUGA
Molecule: messenger RNA, 897 nt
Organism: Auxenochlorella protothecoides
Lineage: Eukaryota; Viridiplantae; Chlorophyta; Trebouxiophyceae; Chlorellales; Chlorellaceae
Exons: 4
Coding region: 1-897 (298 amino acids)
Source: RefSeq, a predicted model, not a curated record